Molecule: messenger RNA, 1899 nt
Organism: Lepisosteus oculatus (spotted gar)
Lineage: Eukaryota; Metazoa; Chordata; Actinopteri; Semionotiformes; Lepisosteidae
Source: RefSeq, a predicted model, not a curated record
GCUUUAUUUCUGUUCUCCAGCUGAAGGUCAAAGUCUCCACUGAGGUGGGCAUAACCAAUAUGGAUCUGUCGGUGGUGGACAAGGACCAGAGCAUUGGACCAAAGACAACCAGGGUGGAGUAUCCCUCAAAGGCGAAGGGUGCUUUCACUGCAGACAGCCACCAGAACUUUGCGCUGUCCUUCCAGCUCGUGGAUGUUAACACCGGUGUGGAGCUGACCCCUCACCAGACCUUUGUGCGGCUCCAUAACCAGAAAACGGGCCAGGAGGUGGUGUUUGUUGCUGAGCCUGACAGCAAGAAUGUGUACAAGUUCGAGCUGGACACGGCUGAGAGGAAGUCUGAGUUUGACUCCAUAUCCGGCACCUAUGCGCUGUACCUGAUUGUGGGUGAUGCCACCCUGGAGAACCCAGUCCUCUGGCAUGUGGCUGACGUUGUGCUGAAGUUCCUGGAUGAAGAGGCUCCCUCUGUAAUCCAGUCCAAAAACCUCUACACUCCCAAACCAGAGAUUAAGCAUUUGUUUCGGGAGCCAGAGAAGAAGCCACCGACUGUUGUAUCCAACGCCUUCACAGCCCUGGUCCUCUCGCCACUCCUUCUGCUCCUCAUCCUGUGGUUCAAGCUUGGGGCGAACAUUUCGAACCUCAGCUUCUCCCCCAGCUGCAUCCUGUUCCACCUGGGACACGCCGCCAUGCUGGGCCUGAUGUACGUCUACUGGACUCAGCUCAACAUGUUCCAGACUCUGAAGUACCUGGCGGUCCUUGGCAGCCUCACCUUCCUGGCUGGCAACCGGAUGUUGGCACAGAAGGCCGUGAAGAGAACCGGGAAUCUACAAUAACACAAGCUUGAAGACUGAAGAUUUUUUUUUGUUUCAAAAACUACAAAAAAGAGAGAAAUGAUUUUGCUGUUCAAGUUUCUGUGGGACUGUUAUUUUUUGCCGAUUGGAGAUGAUGAGGGAGUACUUGACUACGUUAUGGUGUGGGAGUGGGUUUAGAGUUUGGAUCAUCUGCAGCUCUGCUGUGUGGGGUUAGUAGCUCUGCACAAGAUGGAGUCAAGGUAGACAAGUACCCCAUCUGUCCAAAUUGUCCUCUAUUAUUGCUGUUUUAUAAUGCCACCCCCUCUUAUUGCCAGAUUCAAUCCCUGUCCACACCUUGGUGCUGUACAGAAGGAGAUGUGUACUUGAGAGAUGACCAUUGGAAUGGUUUUUGUUUCUUUUGUACUUUUUGUACUGUAGAGAUCACAGGUGAGCACCAAGGUACUCCAGAUGUUUCUUUGGGCUAAAACAUCUGAACUUUGUUAAUCGGCCAGUUUUCAUUCUGCAGUGCAACAUGGUAUUUUGGAGUCCUGACAGUACGGACUGCAGAUUCAAGGUAAAAUAUGUAUUUGCUCAUACCACGAUUGUAAGCGUCGUGAAGAACUUUGGACCUCUUUGAGGUACUUCAGUAUACUUUGCAUUUCACAAGUCACACUGUUGUUUAACUUGUAACACCUAUGUAAUAAUGUUUUAGGGUUUGAAGUCAGGUUUUCUGAGCGAUUUGUUUCGUGCCAUUAAUACAUUCCUUUUGUACACAUGUUGCUCACCUGUGUCUGCAUUUGCAUCACCUUUUCUGCUGCAGUCGUACACUGUGUCAUCGCUAAACGUUCACUUAUGGAUUGCACAUGUGGUCACCGUGGACAGUGACUGGGGAGGCUGGUUGAUGUAUUUUUUUCUUGAUGUUAAGCAACAGUGGGCCAUGUGUGACAGGUGUGCCGAGCAGCUCGAAGGUGUGGGUGUGAUGUGCUGAAUGGCCUUCUCCGGCCCCCUCGAACCUCAAGCCUGCUAGGAACAAGACAGCACGGGGCUGAGACACUUGAUCUCAGCCAGUGGAGAUUUUUGUACUUAAGAGGGAAUAAAAAAACCAACGGGG